AUGGGAUCAAUAUCUGAAUUACGAAAAAUGAACCUUAUUAAACUAGUAAAAACAUUAUGUGGCUCAAAAAAUUUUCCAAAUGUUGGUAUAAUGUUGGAGAGAGUGGCAGCUUCUAAACCUCAUAGUGCUGAUGUUGAACGUUUGAUAAGUGCCAGAAACUUAUUAAAAUCACCAUUAAGCUCAAAUAUGAAUAUUGAGACAGAAAACUUGAGCUUAUAUAUAAAUUAUAAUAUGCCACUAUUAUACGGUUGGGAUCCUAGGGACACAGUUUACCAUUCGAUGUAUAAAAAAAACAUGGAGUCCUUAAAAGAAUAA
Messenger RNA from Macrosiphum euphorbiae (potato aphid), 315 nucleotides. The record is from the annotation of a GenBank genome assembly. Lineage: Eukaryota; Metazoa; Arthropoda; Insecta; Hemiptera; Aphididae.